GGGUUGCAAGCAAUUAGGUGUCCCCCAGGACUAUACUUUGACAUAGAAGCUCAGACAUGCAAUUGGAAGGACCAGGUGAACAAUUGCAACAAGAAGAACAAGGACAGAAGAGCCAAACCCUUGUUGGCUACUGAGGAGCCCAUUUGUCAGGAGGAUUACUUGGCCUGUGGAGAUACCACAUGUAUUCCAAGGAAGCAGUUCUGUGAUGGCACUGAGCAAUGUGCUGAUGGCUCAGAUGAGGCUUCCUGUGGACUAUACUUUGACAUAGAAGCUCAGACAUGCAAUUGGAAGGACCAGGUGAACAAUUGCAACAAGAAGAACAAGGACAGAAGAGCCAAACCCUUGUUGGCUACUGAGGAGCCCAUUUGUCAGGAGGAUUACUUGGCCUGUGGAGAUACCACAUGUAUUCCAAGGAAGCAGUUCUGUGAUGGCACUGAGCAAUGUGCUGAUGGCUCAGAUGAGGCUUCCUGUGAUAUCAACAAUGACCCCAACCGAGCCCCAGUGUGCAACCCGGAGAUCUGCACGAUCCCCGAGUGCUUUUGCUCGUUGGACGGCACGGCAGUGCCUGGGAACUUGGAUCCCCAAAAGAUCCCGCAAAUGGUGACGCUGACGUUUGACGACGCUGUCAACGUGGCCAACAUUGAGUUGUACAAUGAGAUUUUCAAUGGACAACGAGUGAAUCCCAACGGGUGCGGAAUGAAGGCCACUUUUUUCGUGUCUCACAAGUACACCAAUUACUCUGCAGUCCAGGACAUGCACCGACGUGGACACGAAAUUGCUUCUCACUCCAUCACGAGGAUUACUUGGCCUGUGGAGAUACCACAUGUAUUCCAAGGAAGCAGUUCUGUGAUGGCACUGAGCAAUGUGCUGAUGGCUCAGAUGAGGCUUCCUGUGGUGAGUGGAUUUUGUUUACAUUUUGGAAUGGAUAUCAACAAUGACCCCAACCGAGCCCCAGUGUGCAACCCGGAGAUCUGCACGAUCCCCGAGUGCUUUUGCUCGUUGGACGGCACGGCAGUGCCUGGGAACUUGGAUCCCCAAAAGAUCCCGCAAAUGGUGACGCUGACGUUUGACGACGCUGUCAACGUGGCCAACAUUGAGUUGUACAAUGAGAUUUUCAAUGGACAACGAGUGAAUCCCAACGGGUGCGGAAUGAAGGCCACUUUUUUCGUGUCUCACAAGUACACCAAUUACUCUGCAGUCCAGGACAUGCACCGACGUGGACACGAAAUUGCUUCUCACUCCAUCACACACACCAACAACGAGACUUUCUGGUCACAUGCGUCCAUUGAUGACUGGGCCCGGGAAAUGGCUGGUUCCAGGAUCAUCAUCGAGAAGUUUGCCAACAUCACUGACAAUUCAGUCGUUGGCCUGCGUGCUCCUUAUUUGCGUGUUGGUGGAAACAACCAGUUCACGAUGAUGGAGGAGCAGGCGUUUUUGUACGACUCCACCGUGACGGCGCCUCUGACGAAUCCGCCGCUGUGGCCCUACACACUCUACUUCCGGAUGCCGCAUGCGUGUUACGGAAAUUUGCAGAAUUGCCCCACGAGGAGCCACGCUGUGUGGGAAAUGGUGAUGAAUGAGCUGGACAUGAGGGAGGAUCCCACGUUUGACGAAUCCCUGCCUGGUCAGUUUUGA
Molecule: messenger RNA, 1635 nt
Organism: Notodromas monacha
Lineage: Eukaryota; Metazoa; Arthropoda; Ostracoda; Podocopida; Cyprididae
Source: the annotation of a GenBank genome assembly